This is a messenger RNA of Penicillium waksmanii, 1572 nucleotides long. RefSeq lists its product as uncharacterized. Gene Ontology annotation, molecular function: DNA binding. The transcript is spliced from 2 exons. Gene Ontology annotation, cellular component: nucleus. NCBI's taxonomy places the organism in Eukaryota, Fungi, Ascomycota, Eurotiomycetes, Eurotiales, Aspergillaceae. Bases 1 to 1572 code for a protein of 523 amino acids. The record is from RefSeq and is a predicted model, not a curated record.
AUGCAGGAUUCUACAUCGCCGUCACCAUCUCUCCCCACUACCCCUUCAGUCCGAUCUUCGGUCAGCCUUUCAGCGAAAUUACCCUAUCCAAAACGAUCAAAUGCGACUAUAUCUGAUGCUCAGAGGAAAGCCCUACGUAUCUUUGCAUCUGAUACACGUCCUAAGCCUACCCAGAAAGCUUGUGCUGCAUGGUUUCAAGAGAAAUUUGGCCGAAUUAUCGAUCGGGCGACAGUUUCUCGAACCCUUUCAUCUCAAUAUAACUACCUGGAUAAUGGUGAAGCUGGGACUAGAUCAAGGAAGUCCACCGCACACUGGCCGCUGUUAGAUGAGGCUUUAUUUCAGUGGCAACAACGACACACAGAGAAGGGAUUUCCUAUGACUGGGCCCCUGAUUCGUCUCAAAGCUGCAGAAUAUUGGAAGAAGAUACCGAUGUAUAAAGAUCAGACUAUGCCUGCAUUUAGUGAUGGCUGGUUAUCUGGCUUUAAACGUCGAUAUUCAAUCAGACGGCAUACCUUUCAAGGUGAAGCUGCCUCAGUCCCAGACUCAAUACAUCAUGAGAUGAAAGCGAUCCAGAUUAUCUGUGAUGAAUAUGCGCCUGAAGAUAUCUAUAAUAUGGAUGAGACUGGUCUUUACUGGCGACGUAUGCCUAAUGGUGGGCUUGCAUCUGAAGGUCGUCCUGGCCAGAAGAGAGACAAGACUAGGAUAACUAUCGCUGUUGCAUCAAAUGCAACCGGUUUGGAUCGAUUACCUCUCUGGAUCAUUGGGACUGCAAAGACCCCUCACGCCUUAAGAGGUGUGAAUAUGGUUUCUAUUGGAUGUAAGUGGCGCUAUAACAAGAAGGCUUGGAUGCGACAUGAAAUUAUGGAACAAUGGUUACGCACUUUUUACCUACGGAUUGGUAGGCAAAGACGUCCCCUAGAUCAGGGUAUUAUCCAAAACCUCAAGCAUUAUUAUCGCAAGAGCUGGAUGUAUUGGAUGAUAGGUAUGCUAGACCGUGGUAUUGAUCCACGUGAACGCAUGAGUCUAAACUAUACACUGCGGUGGUUGACACAAGCAUGGCGAACAAAGGUCAGCAAUGAGACUAUUCAGAACUGUUUUACCAAGAGUACUGUUGUUCCUGGGUGCCGACCAUCUAAUCAAGAUCAGAUAAAAAGUAACCUACUGGAUCCUGAAUUAAAGCCUCUUUAUAAUCAGGUUGUUGAAAAGCUUGUAUUUCAACCAGAUGCGGAUGAAAUACUACCAUUUAAUGAGUUUCUCAACCCAUUAGAUGAAAAUAUUGAUACUGCAGAGCCAGAAUUAGACGACAUCAUUCUUAACUUUGGUGGUGAGGAUAUCGACGAUGAUCUUCCUGAUCCUGAUGAGGAAUAUAUAUUUGGGCCAAGACCAGAGAUUCCAUCUGAUACGGUAAUUCUACGACAUCUAUCAGAUCUAUCACUGUGGGCUGCACACAGAGAGGGGUGCACAGAGGAGAAUAUGUUGUCAAUUGAGGCUUUAACCAAAGCUUUCAAGAAGCUUGAGGUAGAUGGGAAGAGACAGAAGACAUUGAUGGAGAUGGGAUUUAAACCCAAAUAG